Molecule: messenger RNA, 3534 nt
Organism: Penicillium malachiteum
Lineage: Eukaryota; Fungi; Ascomycota; Eurotiomycetes; Eurotiales; Aspergillaceae
Exons: 2
Coding region: 1-3534 (1177 amino acids)
Biological process (GO): peptide catabolic process
Cellular component (GO): cytosol; mitochondrion
Molecular function (GO): metal ion binding; metalloendopeptidase activity
Source: RefSeq, a predicted model, not a curated record
AUGCCCGCAAGGUCCUCCGCUGUAUCGAGGUUGUGGUACAGAAGACUCUCAAGUUUCAAUCCAACCGCUCGUCCAUAUUUGCGAUCCCCGGUCUUCAUCAAGCCUGUGGCGCCCCCUAAUCCACUUUCAUUCCCCCCGUAUCACUGGGCCCGCUCGUUUUCCCUUUCCUCCUACUUAUCCGUACCCGCCCUCCCUCCAACCAUGUCUCAAAUCGAGCGCAUCACAGAAUACCUGGAGAAGCCAGAACUAGAUGAUCGCUCCUAUCGAGUAAUCCGGCUUCCAAAUAAGCUGGAAGCUCUUCUGGUGCAUGACCCUGAUACCGAUAAGGCGAGUGCCGCGGUCAACGUCAAUGUUGGCAACUUCUCCGAUGAAGAUGAUAUGCCAGGAAUGGCCCACGCGGUCGAGCAUCUUCUUUUCAUGGGUACAAAAAAGUACCCCAAGGAGAACGCUUACAACCAAUACCUUGCCUCUCACUCCGGUUCCUCGAACGCAUACACCGCUGCUACUGAGACAAACUAUUUCUUUGAGGUCUCCGCUACUGGGGACUCGACCGAGCCCAAGUCUACAGGACAGAACACACCGACUGAAUCAGCCAAUGGAACAAAUGGCACAGUCAGUGAGACUUCAUCUACUUCGAAUGGGGACCUGACUGGCAAGUCUCCCCUGUAUGGAGCUUUGGAUCGAUUUGCGCAGUUCUUCGUCGCCCCACUCUUCCUCGAGUCCACAUUAGAUCGUGAACUGCGGGCGGUGGACUCAGAGAAUAAGAAGAAUCUUCAGAGUGAUCUGUGGCGCUUGAUGCAACUGAACAAGUCUCUAUCAAACCCCAAACAUCCUUAUCAUCAUUUCUCUACUGGUAACUUGCAGACUCUCAAGGAGGACCCGCAGAAACGCGGUCUGGAGAUCCGUAGCGAGUUCAUUCGAUUCUAUGAGAAACACUAUUCCGCCAAUCGCGCCAAACUGGUUGUACUGGGUCGGGAGAGCUUGGACACUCUCGAGCAAUGGGUGGCUGAGCUGUUCGCGGAUGUUGAGAACAAGGAGCUGGCUCAGAACCGUUGGGACGAUGUGCAACCCUUCUCCGAGGAGGACAUGUGUACUCAGGUUUUCGCCAAGCCCGUCAUGGAUUCACGAUCCAUGGAUAUGUACUUCCCAUUCGUUGAUGAGGAAGACAUGCUUGAUGCUCAGCCUAGUCGGUACAUUAGCCAUCUGAUUGGCCAUGAAGGACCUGGCAGUGUCCUCUCUUUCCUGAAGGCCAAGGGUUGGGCUAAUGGUCUGUCGGCUGGUGCCAUGCCUAUCUGUCCUGGCUCUGCCUUUUUCACUAUCUCUGUGCGUCUGACACCGGAGGGAUUGAACCAAUACCAGGCGGUCGCCAAGGUUAUUUUCGAAUAUAUCUCUAUGAUCAAGGAGCGUGAGCCGGAGCAGUGGAUCUUUGACGAAAUGAAGAACCUGGCAGAGGUGGACUUCCGAUUCAAGCAGAAGACACCUGCCAGUCGCUUCACAAGCCGUCUGAGCAGCGUUAUGCAGAAGUCUUUGCCCCGCGAAUGGUUGCUCAGCGGAUCUCUGCUGCGCCGAUUCGACGCCGACUUGAUUAAGAAUGCCAUGUCAUACCUGCGGGCUGAUAACUUCCGGUUGAUCAUUGUGUCUCAGGAAUUCCCGGGACAAUGGGACCAGAAGGAGAAGUGGUAUGGCACUGAGUACAAGGUGGAGAAGAUCCCCAAGGACUUCCUGGCUGGCAUCCAGAGUGCUCUGGACUCUACCGAGGCCACUCGCACUUCUGACGUGCACAUGCCUCACCGCAACGAGUUCGUGCCAACCCGACUUUCAGUAGAAAAGAAGGAGGUUGCUGAGCCUGCUAAGACACCCAAGCUUAUUCGCCAUGAUGAGCGUGUGCGCUUAUGGUUUAAGAAGGAUGAUCGCUUCUGGGUGCCUAAGGGGACUGUUCAUGUGACUCUGCGCAAUCCGCUGGUGUGGGCAACCCCAGCUAACUUGAUCAAGACCAAGCUCUACUGUGAGCUUGUGCGCGAUUCUCUGGAUGAGUACUCGUACGAUGCCGAGCUUGCGGGCUUGGACUACCAUCUGGCUGCUAACAUCCUGGGUCUGGAUGUUUCUGUUGGUGGCUACAAUGACAAGAUGUCUGUCCUUUUGGACAAGGUGUUGACUACUAUGCGCGACCUAGUUGUUAACCAGGAGCGGUUCAAUAUCAUCAAGGAGCGACUCACCCGGGCGUUCCGCAAUGCUGAAUACCAGCAGCCCUUCUACCAGGUCGGUGACUACACUCGCUAUCUGCUUUCUGAGCGUAGCUGGGUCAACGAGCAGUACAUUGAGGAAUUGGAGCACAUCCAAGCUGAGGACAUCAUCACUUUCUUCCCUCAGUUGUUGGAGCAAACCCACAUCGAGGUCUUGGCACACGGUAACCUGUACAAGGAGGAUGCGCUCCGUAUGACUGACUCCGUGGAGAAGAUUCUCCAGGGUCGUCCUUUGCCUCCAUCGCAGUGGUACCUGCGUCGUAACAUGGUACUGGCCCCUGGUAGCAACUUCGUCUACCCCCGUACCUUGAAGGACCCUGCAAAUGUCAACCACUGUAUUGAGUACUAUCUGUACAUUGGUCUUUUCUCGGACGACCUCAUUCGAGCCAAGCUGCAGCUCUUCUCCCAGCUGACCGAUGAGCCUGCCUUUGACCAGCUCCGUAGCAAGGAGCAACUUGGUUAUGUUGUCUGGAGUGGUUCGCGCUACAAUGCGACUACCAUGGGCUACCGUGUUAUCAUCCAGAGUGAGCGCACUGCCAAGUACCUGGAGUCCCGUAUCGAGACCUUCCUGCGCGAGUUUGGCCCGAAAUUGGAGAACAUGCCUGAUGAGGAGUUCGAAGGACACAAGCGCAGUGUCAUCAACAAGCGACUGGAGAAGCUUAAGAACCUGGGUUCCGAGACUGGUCGAUACUGGUCUCACGUUGGAUCGGAGUACUUCGAUUUCCUGCAACAUGAGACUGAUGCAGCCAAUGUGCGAACACUGACCAAGGCGGAUUUGAUUGCUUUCUACCAUCAAUACAUUUCUCCUGAAUCGACCACUCGUGCGAAGUUAUCUAUUCACCUGAAUGCCCAGGGUGGUUCCCCAGCUAGCGACACUACCGCGAAUGAUAAGCGGACUCGUGUCAUUGAGAUGGUGAACAAGCAAGUGACAGCAGCUGGGUUCGCUGUUGACAGUGUUCGCCUCGCAACUGCAUUUGAGGAACUUGAUAUGUCCCUGGUCGACGGCCCACAGAUCGUGUACAUUGUCAAGACCUUCUUGGCUACUGAAAUGAGUCUGUCACAGGAGCAGAUCACUCCUGUUAUUGAGAAGCUGGAUCAGGAUAUUGGUAUUGAGCUGAAGCAGCUUGGACUCGAGCCAGCGGUCAAUGGAAAGACUGAUAGAACUCCUGCUCCUCAGAAGGCUAUUGUCAUCAGUGAUGUGCCAACCUUCAAGGCUCGUCUACCUGUUAGCGCCGGACCUGUGGCUGUUUCUGAUCUUACUCAGUUUGAGGAUUUUGAUGCAAAGCUGUAA